AUGGCUGAACCUCGGGUUUUGAUUUUGGGGCACUCCUUCAUCAGGCGUUUGCAUGAGUUGGUACGUCUGCCUACAAACGCUUUACGGGAGGAUUUUGACAUCACCACCCCUAUGAACCUGCGCUGGCAUGGAGUAGGGGGACGAACUGUGGCCAAAGUCAUACGCUACGAUUUGGAGAUAGUCCGACAAUUUUCGCCUGACAUUGUUAUUCUACAGUUGGGUACGAACGAUAUCAGUGAUCGUUCAAUCCGUUCUGCUCUAACUGUCGGUUCACAGUUAGAGGACCUAACAAAGCUAUUACAUGAACAAUUCGGCGUAACCGUGGUUUGCGUGUGCCAAACUAUACUAAGAGAGAACGCGCACUUAAACGUACGCAUUCGCACGUUGACGGAUUAUUUACGCGUUGUCCUACAGCCCCUUCCAUUUGCAUUUUACUGGAGACACAGGGGAUUUUGGAGGACAACACAGUCAUUCUUAUUGCACGAUGGAGUUCAUCUGAACCAACGUGGACAGUUUAAACUUUAUCGCAGUUUGAGGGGGGCUUUGAUCCAAUCACUUAAAGUGUUUAAUGAUGUACAAAGUUAGAGUCUUAGAUCUGUACUAUAGCUCAUUAUUUCCUCUUUAUUGGACAUACUGCCAAGUUAAAUAUUCUUUUUGCGUUGGUACUUGGUAGUGUAAUUCGCCAUUGUACUCACAACGUAUUGUUUGUCCUUGAGCCUUGUUUGGCCGGUCACGGUCGAUUUUAUGCUUUGUCUCCAAAUGAGUGGGCCGCCUGUGUUGCGUGCCAUAGCACUCGGAGUCCCAAGCUAUUUGUAUGUAUUUGAGGAUACGAGCGUACGAUCUAAUGACAAUUCUUAAUUUUAAUACCGCAUUUAUUUGACCUGUGGCAGUUAUUGCGAUACAACUACAGAUUACGAGUUACACGAGAACAUUAAUACGUUUGGAUAAAUUAACACUCUCUAUUCUUUACAAGUAUGCCUCCACGAAGUAAGCGUCCGAGACGUUCUGGCCCUUCUGCCUCUACAGUAAACAGCAUGGCAACCAGUACCGCUAGCACGUCGAGCAGCUUGUCAACUAGUACCUCUAAUCAACAAGACGGCACGAUGCAAGUACAUGUUACAGCGCUGUCCAGUGCCCUUUCUCUGGCUGUCCAAAAGGCCGUCCAGGACGCGCUACGACCACCACCGUCAGUAACAACGUCAACUAACGCAGCAUCAACGUCGACCGUGGUGUCCGCCCACGUGCCUACUACAGCCUCGAUAGUCCAGGAUUCUGUUGUGCAAGCGACGCAAGCUAUUGCCGGGACUUCUGGAGGUAAUAUUGUAUCACCUAACGUGCAGAGUAUGCCAACCACACCCCUUUUUUCAAGCGUCGCCAUCCCCCUUGGAAGUGCAGUUAGCGACAAAAUAAAAGCCAAAAUUUGGGCUAACGAAUUUGUACACCUUGGAGCAAUGCUCCAAACCGCGGUUCCACAAGAGCGUUUUGCUCUUGGGCUUUCGGCUACAGGCAAUGGCAAUAAGCCGCAGAUUACAUUAGAGCCAGCUAGCGCCCCACGUAAAUUGAAUAGUAUUCAGCAGUGGGUCACGGCGUUCCACACGUUUAUGGCCAUUUAUUGCCAGAAGUUCGCGGGGGACACGGCCGCUUUGCUAAAAUAUUGUGAGACCGUUCGUGCCAUUGCAAACAAAAACGGAAACUGGGCUUACUAUGAUGAGCAAUUUAGAUAUUUGCGCCAGUCCGCCCCCGAUAGGUACCCUUGGGAGGAAGUCCAGUGGGAGUUAUGGCUCGAAGCCACUUCAGUUAACUUGCCUUUUCGUCCCCAGAGAGGUAACUUUCCCGCCGGGCGAGUCGGAAAAUCACGACAAAUCCCUCUCGUUAAAGGAACAUGCUUUAACUUUAAUAACGGGAGGUUCUGUUCCGGAUGUUCCUUUACCCACAUCUGCUCCCGAUGUGGAGGUA
Porites evermanni is the source of this 1956-nucleotide messenger RNA. The record is from the annotation of a GenBank genome assembly. NCBI's taxonomy places the organism in Eukaryota, Metazoa, Cnidaria, Anthozoa, Scleractinia, Poritidae.